This is a messenger RNA of Melitaea cinxia (Glanville fritillary), 3213 nucleotides long. RefSeq lists its product as uncharacterized. Lineage: Eukaryota; Metazoa; Arthropoda; Insecta; Lepidoptera; Nymphalidae. The record is from RefSeq and is a predicted model, not a curated record. The transcript has a single exon. Gene Ontology annotation, molecular function: nucleic acid binding. The coding region runs from base 1 to 3213 and encodes 1070 amino acids. Gene Ontology annotation, biological process: DNA integration.
AUGCCUCUUAAAGUUCCAUUACAACAAGUUAACUUUGAGCUAGGGGAAUCAUUUCAUUUGGCCUACACAAGAUUUCUUAACUUAGAAAAAAGACUACAUAUGGAUCCAACUCUUUUCUAUCAGUAUAAAAAUUUUAUUGAUCAAUAUGUAGAACUAAAUCAUGGUGAAUACUGCGAUAUAAAUAGCUAUGAUAUGUCUAAAGACCCAGUUUAUUUUCUACCACACCAUGCAGUAAUUAAACAAAAUGCUGUCACCACCAAACUUAGAGCUGUCUUUGAUGGAUCGAUGCAAACUAAUAAAAAAAUAUCUUUAAAUGAUAUUUUACUCAACGGUCCAGUGGUGCAAAAGGAUCUUUUCGAUAUACUUAUUGCAUUCAGAUUAGAAAAUUAUUUCUUUAUCUGCGAUAUAAAAAAGAUGUUUAGGUGUAUUGAUUUGGAUCCAUCUUAUAGGCCACUACAAAACAUUUUAUGGCGCGAAUCUCCCGAACAAGAUAUUAGAUGUAUACAACUUAAGACUGUCACUUAUGGGCUAAAAUCAUCAUCAUACCUAGCCACUCGUUGUUUGAUAGAGCUUGCUGCCAGGUAUAAAGAUCAGUUUCCACUAGCAUCUUCAAUUUUAGAAAACAAUACAUAUGUAGAUGACAUAUUGGCAAACAGCUGUUCAGAAGAACAACUGCUCCGUAUGCAAACUGAAUUAAUUCAAUUACUUUCCCUAGGAGGGUUCGAACUCCACAAGUGGGCAUCCAACUGCAAUUCAGUCCUUAAAAAUGUUAAUAAAACUUGUCAAAAUUUAAAUGAGCUAGACCUGCAAAAGCAUGAAAUUUAUGUAAAAACAUUAGGUAUUACAUUUGAUAUUGAAAAAGAUGUUUUCAAAAGUACAUGCCCCGAUUCAUAUGUUAGUCGAAAUGACUCGAAACGUGAUAUACUUAGUUACAUAAGUAAGUUCUAUGACCCAUUAGGACUUAUUGGGCCAAUAUUUGUACAUGCAAAAGUAAUUAUGCAAAAGUUGUGGGCUACUAAUACUGGUUGGGACUCUACUCCCCCAGAUGACAUACGACAUACUUGGGUCAAUUUUACUAAGAGCUUGACACAGAUGGAGCCACUUAGCAUUUCUCGUUGUGUUAAAUUAUCCAAUUCUAUCAUCACACAGCUGAUAGGUUUCGCUGAUGCCUCCUCCGUGGCUUACGGGUGCUGCUUAUACUUAAGAUCUAUUGACGCUCAAGAUAAUGUACUCGUACAGCUGCUAUGUUCAAAGUCAAGGAUUAAUCCACUCCGAAAAAAGCUAACAAUACCUAGGCUAGAGUUGAACGCAGCGCUAUUACUUGCUAAGCUAUGUAAAAAAGUACUCAAUACUCUUAGUAACAAAAUAAAUAUUAAUAAUACUUACCUCUUCUCUGACUCUCAGAUAGCUUUGGCGUGGCUGAGAACCGAUGACGCAAAGUUACAAACCUAUGUUGCAAAUAGAGUCAGAGCAAUAAGGGAGCUCUCAGAGAACUGCCAUUGGCAAUAUGUAAAUACUGAGGACAAUCCUUCUGAUUGCCUUAGCAGAGGUCUUCAGCCCCAUGAGCUUAAGGACCACAAUUUGUGGUGGCACGGUCCACCCUUCUUACAAAACAAAAGUCAUACCUUUCAAUCAUCAGCUGUGUUAGCAGUGCCAACACAAUUGUCUGACUUAAAGACCGAUAAUACCAUUUUGUGUGCCGCCGCUACCACAACUGAUUCCAGUAUAUUUGAAAGAUUAAAAAAGUUUUCUAGUAUAAACAAAAUGACUCGUGUGCUUGCAUAUGUAAUAAGAUUUUGCAAAAAUAUCAAACCGCAAGCCAAUAAGGAACAAGGCUUCUUAAAGGCCUUUGAACUUAAUAGAUCACUGAUGAUGAUAGUUAAACAUGAACAAGAGCAAUAUUUUUCAGCUGAAAUCAAAUCUCUUAAGUGUCAAAAAGAGCUAACAGGUAAUUUAAAGGCAUUGACUCCUUUUCUAGAUGCGAAUGGUUUGAUGCGAGUAGGUGGUCGUUUACAAAACGCAUCAAUCCCCUACACAAGCCAACAUCCAGCAAUAUUACCUAAAGGCUCAGAAAUCACUGCUUUGAUAAUUAGAGAUGAACAUAUAAAGUUAUUGCAUGCAGGGCAAAAGCUAUUACUUUCUUCCCUCAGACAAAGAUUUUGGAUCAUAGAUGGAUUGCGUACAAUAAAAAAGAUAAUCUAUAAAUGUGUAACCUGUUUCAGAUUGAAGGCUGUCGCUACAACUCAACUAAUGGGUUCCUUGCCUACGCAUCGAGUCCAUGCAUGCCGCCCGUUUCAGAAGGUUGGUGUUGACUUCGCUGGGCCGGUCUCGGUAAAAAACAGUCGCAUUAGGAAACCAUUAAUAGGAAAAGGUUACAUUGUUUUAUUUGUAUGUUUUGUAACGAAAGCAAUUCAUCUAGAACUCGCUUCCGAUCUAACAACUGAUACAUUCCUUGCUUGUUUCAAGCGCUUUAUCGCGAGACGAAACCUGCCCAGUGAUGUACACUGCGAUAAUGGGUCUACCUUUAAGGGGGCAAGGAACCAAUUGGAUGAAUUGUACCGAUUGCAAAAUUCUCAGAGUCAUCAAUAUCAAGUGCAAUCUUUCGCAUCGGCGCGAGGUAUUAAUUUUCACUUUAUACCAAGUUACAGCCCAAUAUUUGGAGGACUUUGGGAAAGUGGUGUUAAAAGUACCAAACACCACCUUAAGCGAAUAGUCGGUAAAGCAUUACUAACCUACGAACAGCUAAAUACUGUUUUAACCGAAAUAGAAGGCAUCCUCAAUUCAAGGCCACUGACUGCCGUUUCUGCGGAUCCUAAUGAUUUUUCGUAUCUUUCCCCAGGACAUUUUCUAACAGGUGCUCCUCUUAAUACAUACCCAGAACAUGACGUCAAAGAUAGACCAAUAAACUUGUUAAAAUUCUGGUCAUUAACCGUUCAAAUGAAGCAAAACUUUUGGAGGUACUGGAGUAAGCACUAUCUGUCUCUGUUGCAAAGCAGGCCAAAAUGGCGCGACAUUAAGUCAAACAUAAAUGUAGGUAGCUUAGUACUACUGCGUGAUGACAACACGUCACCUCUCCACUGGUCCAUGGCUAGAGUAACAGGUACUUUUCCUGGAAAAGAUGGUUGUGUCAGAACUGUUGAACUUAAAACUCCCAAUGGUCACGUUCAUAAUAGGUCAAUAACAAAAAUUUGCCUAUUACCUAUAGAUGUUUAA